This is a messenger RNA of Nematolebias whitei (Rio pearlfish), 396 nucleotides long. Its product is annotated as Parkinson disease protein 7 homolog. The annotation marks the transcript as partial. Gene Ontology annotation, biological process: guanine deglycation, glyoxal removal; protein deglycation, glyoxal removal. Gene Ontology annotation, cellular component: cytosol; nucleus. Gene Ontology annotation, molecular function: protein deglycase activity. The record is from RefSeq and is a predicted model, not a curated record. The transcript has 2 exons. NCBI's taxonomy places the organism in Eukaryota, Metazoa, Chordata, Actinopteri, Cyprinodontiformes, Rivulidae.
GUCCCACUGCUCUUUUGGCACAUGGAAUAGGCUAUGGCAGCACAGUCACUACACAUCCUGCCAUGAAGGAGAAGAUGAUGGUUGACGACCACUAUAAAUAUUCAGAGGCCCGAGUGCAGAAGGAUGGCCAUUACAUCACCAGCCGUGGGCCAGGAACCAGCUUUGAGUUCGCCCUGACGAUUGUAGAGGAACUCAUGGGGGCUGAGGUUGCAGCUCAAGUCAAGGCUCCUCUUAUUAUGAAAGACUGAUGGUUCACUUGUAAUCCUGUAAGCUGCACUGCCCAGUAUAACGCUCUGGAAAAACUGAGACAGCUGGUAUAGUUUGGCUUUAGCUGAAAGGAAUGGUAACAAAUUAUUUUUCUAUCAGACAUGAGUCUUGAUUUUUAUUUUAUUUUUU